AAGUAAGGCCCAUUCAGUCCCUAUAGUUCGGCCCAAAAAAUCAGAUGUGUGAUAGCAACGAAGAAGUUCGGUAAUAAUUUUUGUUUCCGAAAAAAGAAGCCCAAAAUUCCGCAACGCAAUAACGCAAACAAGAAUCCCCCCACUUUCGACCCCAAAAAUUUUCAGACCUUAAUCGGCUUUUAAUCGGGUAGUGUAAGUAGUGUACUAAGUAAGUGUCAUAUCGAAGCAAUGUCGAAGGCUACCAAACUGCGGUUCGCACUGAUCACCGAGGAUGUCCUGGACAAGCUGAGGCCCCGAUCCCAGUCGGAGAGUGUGCGAUCCAGCUACAUGAACGAGAUAUACACGGCCAUCAGGACGGCGGUGAACGAGGUUGUGGACGAGAAGCUGCAGCAGAUGAGCGAGAGCCUCAACCGGAUGGUGGACGAGAAGGUGGAAAGGAUACUGGAGAGGCGGCAGCCGAGUCGCGUUCAGCGACAACGCAACCAGGCAUCGGGCUUCGGCGGUCAGUAUCAGCCGCCGGGCUGUCAGCGCCGCAAGGAUGUCAAGGACAAGGAAAAGGAAAACGACGGCAAGGACGGAAGUAGCGCUAAGGAGCGCAAAGAUCUCAAGGAUCUGGGGAAGGAACUCAAGGAGCCCAGAUCAAAGGUGGCCAUGGCAGUGCCCCUGGAAUCGGCUCAACGUCGCCGGCAUAAGAAGGCCGGCCAGGAUGCCGUGACCGCCUCAGAGGGUGAGCUCGUGAGGAAGUCGGUUAGGACGACGCGUCAUCAGCGGGUCACCGUUCAGCCCAUUCACCGGGAACUGCAUCAGGACAAGGGCAUGAAUGUCCCAUCGAAGACUGGGAAUAUGAAUCAGGUGCCACUCUCGGCCUCGGCCUCCGCCCCGCCCCCUUCACUGGCAAUAUCGCCCACUCAAAUCCUCAGCUCGAUGGAUAACAACAGUCUCGAGGAUGACUUCUCCGACGUGGAGGAGCCCUCGAUCCUGACCAUUGCCGCUAGGUAUUUGAAGCAGCUGGAGGAGUCGCGACGCCGCAAACUACAAAAUCAACAGCAACAGCAACAGCAGUAUCAUGCAUCGUCCUGAUGACAGGACAUACAUUUGGACAUACAGUUAACAUCCUGCAGACUUACUGCAGAUUAACUGCAAGGAGACUGCAAGGAUCCAGUAUUCAAAUUAGUCCUGACAUCAUUUUUGUUACCUUUUUGAGCUCGAAGCGCCUUUCGAAUCUCCCUCCCAGAGCACAGCAUGGUUACCAAAAGGAAAACUGAUCUCAAGGAUGAGUGCAAGACUUUCUAAUUGGGAAAACGAUCCAAAUUUAUGAUGGCAUUAUAAACACUUAGGACGCAUUAAAUUUCUACCUUAUUUUUAAA
Molecule: messenger RNA, 1367 nt
Organism: Drosophila ananassae
Lineage: Eukaryota; Metazoa; Arthropoda; Insecta; Diptera; Drosophilidae
Exons: 1
Coding region: 229-1080 (283 amino acids)
Source: RefSeq, a predicted model, not a curated record